This is a messenger RNA of Mollisia scopiformis, 1109 nucleotides long. RefSeq lists its product as uncharacterized. The transcript has 4 exons. Lineage: Eukaryota; Fungi; Ascomycota; Leotiomycetes; Helotiales; Mollisiaceae. The record is from RefSeq and is a predicted model, not a curated record. The coding region runs from base 30 to 881 and encodes 283 amino acids.
ACUUUUUGCUUCUCCCAGCCUCGUGAUAAAUGAUGGACGGAUAUGCUAAAGUGGCGCAACUGAUGGCAAGUCAGGAGGAGUUUGCUAUUUUUCGGCGUUUUCGAGCUCUCAACAUAAAGAGACUUCUUUAUCUGCAAGCAGAAAUUAUGCACUUGGAAGCAGAAGUAAGCCAACUAGCAAAGAGAGACUCUACUCAUGAAGGCCGACGAUUCCAUACAAGAGAUUGGUGGUCUUUAAGUCAAGGAGGAGAAGGAGAUGACUUGGAGCAAUGGGAGAAAUUCUUGGAACUUAGUGAAAAACUAGACCAGUACAACGAUGAGCUCUUGAAGCAGGCCUCUCUAGCCAAGUUAGAGCAGCCCAGAAAAUACGACCUCACUUUUUUGAGGAGCUGGUUCCAAAGACCAGGGAUGGGAUCAUUUCCUCUUUUAGGUAUCGAUAGAGGUGCAUGGGACACCGACAACGAGAACGAUCUAGUUGCUAUAAAACCUCGAGCUCCACCAGACAUGUUCUCAAGGUGGUUCACAGAAGACGUUGUGCCUCACUACCAUCAUAUUUUCGGGAAGACAUUCAAAACUCCUUUACCAGAGCAUGUGGGCACAGGCAUAUACCAUUAUAAGGAGUCGAGCCUCGAAAAAUUGAUCAGCACACUCGCUACGGUUAUAGCUUCGUUACUGCCGAUAUGCUCAGUUGUCGCCUUGUACAUUGUGCAAUCUAACAGCAUUCGACUUGGAAUGAUUGCUGCUUUCUCUGCAUGUUUCUCUCUCGCUCUUGCAGUGAUGACGAACGCAAGGAGGAUUGAAGUCUUCGCGGCAACGAUUUUCCUUAGAUUCGCUGCAGUUAAUGUUGUGUUUUUGACAAACGGCCCGUCUUAUCCUAUGUAGUAUGGCAUGCUUUGGAGAGAUGAAAGGGUUGACACCCCAUAAAAAAACAUCUAUCUCCUCCCAAAACAUCAUCCUCUAUAUCUGACAUCACUUGCCAUUCACCUUCGUCAUUCCCCCAUACGACACACACGACGCGAUAAAAAUCCCAAAAAAAAACCCGUAAUGGGUAGUUUGGUUCUCCCGCGGGAGUUUGUUUUUUGUUCCUGGGGUCUAUGGAGAUGAUGCUUU